GAUCGUGCUUCCGCGCAUAAAUGACCAGGAAAAAUGGUAGAGUAAUGAACAAACAGUCCUGGGGGCAUCAAUGGAGGCUGGACUCCGGUGUCUGGAGACAGGUGGUCUCAUUAUUUUACCACCACCACUCGACUCCCACCACCUACCCCGUUGCCACCUUCUUCUGCCGGCCUGGUCCCCUCUCUCCUCUCCCAGCGCAGCUCAAGCACCACCUCCCCCAUCUCUAUUUCCUCGCCUCUCUCGGGGCUUAAAUCCAGCUCGUCCAUCAGGGCUCAAGGAUUUCGUGGUUCCUGCAAUCUUGCUGCCUUCUCCGGGUUGGCAUUCUCGCUUGGAGCGUUGUUUCGGAGCUCGUGCACGCGCUGAGGGCGGUGCUCUCCGGCGGCGGCGAUGAGGGGCAGCAAUGUCUGCUCCGUGCUUCCGUCGCUCGUGCUUCUGUGGGUGGGCGUCGCCGCUGCGCAGAAGGCCUCUUCUUGGAAGACACUGAGCGGCGACGCUCCAGCAAUCAUAGCCAAGGGUGGAUUUUCAGGCUUGUUCCCUGAUUCAAGCGAAUAUGCGUAUCGAUUUGCACUGAUUGCGAGCUCGCCAGAUACAAUCCUGUAUUGUGAUGUUCGGUUGACCAAGGAUGGCCUUGGCAUCUGCCUGCCGGACAUAAAGAUGGAAAAUUGCACCAAUAUUCCAGAUUUCUAUGCACAGGGUAAGAAGAGCUACCUUGUUAAUGGUGUGCCAAUGACGGGAUGGUUCUCCGUGGACUACAAUGGUACCGAGCUCGGACAAGUGUCCCUCAAGCAGUCAAUCUAUUCUCGAACGCCCAGGUUUGAUCCAAGCUUCUUUCCAAUACUUGCUGUUGAAGACGUGCAAUCCAAAUUUAAGCCUCCUGGAAUUUGGCUCAAUGUCCAGCACGACAGUUUCUACAGCCAGUUCAAUCUGAGCAUGAUGAACUACAUCAUUUCUGUAUCAAAACGUGUUGUUGCUAAUUAUAUCUCAUCACCUGAAGUGAGCUUCCUCACCAGCAUACUUGGAAGAGUUAGCAACAAAACAAAUCUUGUGUUCCGCUUUCUUGAUGAGACCACCCUCGAACCUUCUACGAACCGGACAUAUGGUUCCAUGUUGAAAAAUCUGACAUUCGUCAAAACAUUUGCAUCUGGGAUACUUGUCCCGAAGCACUAUAUUUGGCCUGUUUCACCAGAUAAUUAUCUGCAACCGUAUACUUCAGUUGUUGAUGAUGCUCACAAAGCAGGGUUGGAAAUUUACGCUGCUGAUUUUGCAAAUGACUUUACGCUCAGUUACAACCAUAGUUAUGAUCCGUUAGCAGAAUAUCUGUCAUUCAUUGAUAAUGGUGCCUUCUCUGUUGAUGGUGUAUUGACUGAUUUCCCUGUUACACCUUCAGAGGCAAUUGGUUGUUUUACCAAUUUAAACAAAAGCAUCUCAGAUCAUGGAAAGCCUCUAAUUAUUUCCCACAAUGGUGCUAGUGGGGACUACCCAGGCUGCACUGAUCUAGCUUAUCAAAAAGCAGUUGACAACGGUGCGGAUGUCAUUGAUUGCCCUGUUCAAGUGACCAAAGAUGGAAUACCAAUAUGCAUGAGCUCCAUUAACCUAAUGGAUGAUACUACCGUUGCAAGAUCACAAUUCGCAUCUCAGACAGCAGUGAUAAAGGAUAUUCAGAGUGUGCUAGGAGUCUUUACUUUCAACCUCACUUGGGAUGACAUUGUAAAGAACCUAAGACCCAAGAUAUCUACCCCAUUCAUCUCCUUCAAACUGGACAGAAAUCCGAGAUACAGGAAUGCAGGAAAUUUCAUGAGAUUAUCAGAUUUUCUGGACUUCACAAAAGAUAAGGAUAUAUCAGGAAUCAUGAUCAGUGUGGAGCAUGCUGCUUUUGUGGCAGCGGAACUUGGAUUCGACAUGGUAGAUGCAGUUGUCAAAGCCCUCGACAUUGCUGGUUACAACAACCAAACCACCCAGAAAGUUAUGAUUCAGUCAACCAAUAGCUCGGUUCUGGUGAAGUUCAAGCAGCAGACUAAGUAUGACAUUGUGUACAUGGUCGAUGAAGAAGUCAGGGACGCUGCACCUUCCUCCCUCGCUGACAUUAAAAAGUUUGCUGAUGCCGUUUCCGUCGAUACCAGCUCCAUUUUCCCUGAAAGUCGCCAUUUCACAACCUACCAGACCGAUCUUGUACAGUCCCUGCAGACUGCUGGUCUAUCGGUCUAUGUUUACACUCUCAUGAAUGAGUUUGUUGCUCAGCCAUACGACUUUUUCUCAGAUGCAACUGCACAGAUCAAUGCAUAUGUUAAGGGUGCUGGAGUGGAUGGGAUAAUCACUGAUUUCCCUGCGACAGCUCGGAGAUACAAGUUGAACACUUGUAUGAACAUGGGGAACAACACGCCGAGCUUCAUGGCCCCUGCUCAUCCCGGUGAUCUCUUGCAACUCAUCAGCAAGCCUGCGCAGCCGCCAGCAUUGGCCCCGAUGCCGCUCCUGACAGGCUCAGACGUGGCGGAGCCACCCCUGCCUCCCGCCAGAACAAACAACGGUACCGCUCCAGCACACUCGCGCGCAAGCAGGACACAUGCUCUUACAACUCAUAUCCCAAUCCUGGUCACACUGGCAAUGCUUUGUGCUUGCCGCCCCCUGUUCUGAGAUUGCAAUGCAACAUGACACGCUCGUCGCUCGAGCUGGACGACCGUGCCAAUCUGUUAAUCAAAUAUUUUUCUUCACCUGUA
Molecule: messenger RNA, 2714 nt
Organism: Phragmites australis (common reed)
Lineage: Eukaryota; Viridiplantae; Streptophyta; Magnoliopsida; Poales; Poaceae
Product: glycerophosphodiester phosphodiesterase GDPDL3-like
Exons: 9
Coding region: 388-2631 (747 amino acids)
Biological process (GO): lipid metabolic process
Molecular function (GO): glycerophosphodiester phosphodiesterase activity
Source: RefSeq, a predicted model, not a curated record